CUGGUGAUCUGCCAGCACCUCCAGAUGAAACGGAACCCCUGUUUAGUGGCAAUUUGGUGGCAUUUUUGCUGGAAAACGGCUAGCUCCGUUCAGGACGCGGAACAUUGGGACCGUUUUUGCCUGAAUUGAUCCCCAGUUUUUCAAGGGCUGGGAACGGGUCUAAUACGUUACAGCUGGGUAUGACAAUGGUACAGCGUGGUACUCAACGUGGUACGCCAGCAGGAGCUACAUAACCACCCCAGCCACACCAGGCACCAAAAUUACUUGCUCCACUUCCUCAGCAAAAAAAGAGCUAAUCCUGCGGAGAGGUAGUCCAGCUGAGAGCUAAUUUACACACGAUCGCUUCCGAGUUGCUCCUGGACGCUGCGAUUCGUCUGUGUUGUUAUUUGGACUGAAAACGCGUCGGAUCAGGAGAAGUAAGCUCUGCAGUGAUUGGAUGAGAAUCGAGGAGGUCGUUGAGUUAGCAACUUACGGAUUGUUGAGUCGGCUUCAGCGAUCAUGGAUCAGCAUCCACGGUCUCGUUGAAUUGGCAUCCUAGUUGUGAUUGUAAAAUUUAGCAUCUCAGCAUGUCGCUUCAGUGAUCCAUUGGAUUAGCAUCGACGCUAGCUCCCAGUGAUCAUCAGCGUCUUAGUGAUCAUUAAAUCAAUCUCCCAGUGACCGGUAAAAUUAGGUUGUCAAAUUAGCUUUUCAGCAUGCUCAGCGGGGGGGGUCAUCAUGCGGGCCGGUAGCAGCGUGUCGCAUCUUGUGGAUAAGGCGUGCAGCGAGUAUCUGGCGGAUCCUGAUUGGACCACCAACCUCCAGCUCUGCGACCUCCUCAAUGCAUCGCCUUCGUAAGCCGACCGUUGAUCUGUUUCGAUCUGACCGUCGAAUUGAUUCAAUCCGACCGUUGAUUCCAGCCGGCCGUUAGAUCGUUGCCUGAUUGGAACAUCAACCUCCUCAGGAUUUUCACUUGACCGUGUGAUUUAUGAGUCCCUUCAACUGAUUUCGGGUCGCUGAAUUGACCUUUUGAAUCAACAGGUGCUUUAGACAAACAUUAGUUUCUUAAUUCGCGGCACGAUUAUUCGGCGCCUUGUGAUGACAGUUCCCUAGGCUAUGCCGUUCUCGUGGGCUUAAGCCUCUUUGUCAUGGAACCAUUUUUCCGUUCCCUCCCACCCUCCAGCAAAGCGGGUGACGCCAUGCCAGCCAUUCACAAGGUCACUUUGACAAGGCGGGAGACGCAUGCGAGCCAUUCACAAGAAGGUCACCUCGCGCCACGCACAAGUGCAGCUCUCCGCCCUCACUCUGCUGGAGACUGUGAUGAAGAACUGUGGGGGGUGGUGCAUUCUCAGGCGGUGGAGAAAGGAGUGCUUGCUGACGUGGCCAAGAUCGCAAGGAAAGGAGGGGCUAGUCCAGCAGCGACAGCAAGAGCACGAGGGCUCAUCCAGGAAUGGGCGGACGUUUUUCCCCCUGGCCCGACUUGCCGGCACACGGAAUACUUCCUCACCUACGACGAGCUCAAGAGAAAUGGCAUACCUUUCCCACCCCGCCCCUCCUCCCAUCCCCAUCAUUCCCACUCCAUCCCCAUGCCGUCUCCUGAGUAUGCAGCAGCCAGUCACGGCGUGCCACCUGGCGUGCUCCCCCCGCACUUGCAGCAUCCCUCCCAGUCCACCCCUCCUCAGCUCUACAACUCGCCCACGUAUGGCAGCCCCAUGGGGGGAGCUGCUUAUAACGGAUCUCCUGCUUAUAGCGGAGCUGCUUACAAUGGAGCGCGCUCUCCUCUUGCUGCUGGUGGCAGGUCGUUGCCGCAGCAGCCACAGCCCCCUCCCUUGCAGUACCAGCAACCGCAGCAGCAGCAGCAGCAGCAGCAACAGGGUGGGAGUGGAUCCCAGGAAGGGGCGAGUGCUAAGCCAAUGAGUCUUGCAGACAUCACCAUGGGGGUGAAUUCGGUGGAGGUGCUAUCUGACCUGCUGUCAGCCGCGCCCAAGGACAACCCUGCCUCGGUGCUCGGGGACGAAUUGGUGCAACAGCUGGUGGGAGAGUGCCGGGGGCUGGAGGGGCGCCUAGAGGCUACCAUCAACUCCACAUCUGACGAGCACCUGCUGAGGUCGGCUUUAGCGCUCAACGACGAGGUGCAGGCAGUCAUGAAGCGGCACAGCCAGCUACAGGGGGCAUCUGCUCCUGUCCCGCCUGCAGCAGCAGCAGCAGGGGGAGGGGGAGGGGGAGGGGUGCAGUGGUCGCAGUACGAUGGGGAGGGCGACACUGACAGCGAGCCCAGUAUUCAGCUCGACAGGCACGGUGCGCCAUCAGCUCCCCCAGCCUCCUCCAUCCGCUCCUCAGGUUCCCCCUUCCCCUCCCCCAGCGCUCCCCUCGCCUCCCCCCUGCUCCCCCUUCCCCCUGAGUGGAAACGCUCUGCUACGCCUCAUGCCCCCGCUGUUGCUGCUGCUGCUGCUGGGACUGCUGCUGCUUCCCCCGCUGCUGCUGGUGCUUCUGAUGCUGCUGCCGAUACCGGGGCAAUAGGAGCACCUGCAGCAGCUGCUGCAGUGGCAGCAGUUGCAGCAGGAGCAGCGGCAGCGGCAGCAGCAGGGGGGGCAGCAGGGGGAGCAGGGGGAGGAACAGGGGGAGGAGCAGCACCCCCCCAUCACCACCCGCCCUAUGGUUCUGCCCCUGACUUGCCAGCCAUGACCGCCCAAAUGAGCCACAUGGCCCUCUCCCAAGCCUCCCCAAACGCACACCCCCACCCACAUUCCGAACCUGCCUCUCGGGAUGUGUCCCCUUACCCGGCUUCCCAAGCCUGGGAAGCAGGUCUGGGCAUUCCUCCUCCUCCUGCUGCUGCUGCUGCCUAUCGCUCUGUCACUGAUAUGCUUCUUGCUGAGCUGUCGCCGUCCAAUCCGUUUGCACCAAGUGUGCAAGCGUCCACUGCAGGAAAUGCUGACUCAUCAUCAACUCCACCAGCAGCAGCAGCAGCAGCAUCAACAGGAGAGUCAGCAGCACCACCACCAGCAGCCGCUCGUGCGUUAGACUUUGGCUCUAGCCCUGCUGUUGCUGGUCCGGAUGCUGCUCCUAACGCUGCUUCUGGUGCUAGUUCUGCUGCUGCUGAUGCUCCUACUCUUUCCAUAGGCUCGGCCCCUAACCCCUUUGGCCCUGUCCCUCCCUCUUUCCCCACUGAGCCCUCUCCCUUUGACUCUGAACCCUCCUUCCAAGCCCUUCCAUAUAAUUCCUCUACCGCCCCCUCCCCUUCCCCUGCUCCCUCCUCCGCCCCAUCCCCCUACGGCCCCCAAGCCACCCACCCGUCGCCCCACGCUUACACCUCUCCGUACACUCACACCACGUUACAGUCCCAGCCCCCCUCCACCUCAUCCACUCCUGCUGCUGCUGCUGCUGCCUCUGCUCCCGGCUCCGCCCCUCCCCGCCUCCCUUCCUUCCCUGGAGCUCACUCACCCACCGAUCCCUUAGGGGGUUCAGGCUCUGUUGCUGCUGGUGGGGGAGGCUUGACUGGUGUAGGUGCGUCUGGCUUCCCUGCUUCUGCCUCUCACCCUUCCUCUGCUGCGCCUAGCUACCAGCCCCAGCCUGGUCAGAUGUACCCUCCCCAGUAUAACCCAAACCAGCAAUCCUGGCAGCAGCAGCUUUCACAGCAGCAGCACCAGCAGCAGCAACAGCAGCAACAGCACCAGCAGCAGUAUCCACCUCCACUCUACCCCCAGAUGCCAGGUCAGCAGCAGCAACAGGGUUACCAGCAAUACCAGCAACCACCCUGGCAGCAGCAGCAGCAGCUGCAGUACCAACAGAAUCAGCAGUACCAGCAGCAGCAACAUCCAAUGGGGGGAAUGGGGGGGAUGGGGGGAAUGGGGGGAGUGAGUGGGGACACCCCUCCGCCCUACCCCAUCACCACCCCAUCCUACCCUCCCCUUGGUCCCACUCAGAAUUUCUCCCCUCUCGCCCUCCCCUCUCCAGCCGUCUCCAACGCCAUGCCGCAUGCUGCUGCUGUGGCAGCAGGAGCAGGGGGGACGGGCAUGGGCACAGGCAUGGGUAUGGGUAUGGGCAUGGGCAUGGGUAUGGGUAUGGGUACGGGUAUGGGUAUGGGUAUGGGCAUGGGCAACGCUUACCCAUCCGUCUCCCCUACGAAGCCUCUUGCUGGUUCGGCAGGAGGUCUGGGAGGAGGUUCGGCAGGAGGCAUGGGAGGCACCAGCAGCAGCUUUGGCAGCAGUGCUGGGAUGCAGCAGCAGCAGCAGCAGCAGCAGCAGCAGCAGGCGCUGGGCCCUGCUGGGUUGACGCGGCAGCAGCUGGCACGAAACGAGGACCCCAUGCUGACCACGUCCAUGUUUGCGGAUCUCAAGGAUAUCAACGCCUCUCUCGUGCGCGAUAUCAGCUCUGCGAAAGGAGGGGUAGGUAGGGGUGGAGGAGGGGUUGCUGGUGGUGCAAGUGCUUCUGGUGGGAGGUAGCAGCAGCCGCGGUAGGAACUUAGGUAGCAGUGGCAGCAGCAGCAGGCAGCAGCUGGUGUGGAACGAGGAGGACCCCAUGCUGACCACGUCCAUGUUUGCGGAUCUCAAGGAUAUCAAUGCCUCUCUCGUUCGCAACAUUAGCUCUGCAAAGGGGGAGGGGUGGGUAGAGGUGGUGCCAGCGCUGGUGCAGCUGGUGGGAGGUAACAGCUUAGGCAGGCGCUUUCGUUUGCAGCAGCAGCAGCACCAGUAGCAGCAGCAGGCAUCAGCAGCAGCAGCUUGCUGGUGUUGCUGCUGCUGCUGGUACCAGCUCUGGUAGCGGUGCUGCUGGCGGUGGUAUGGGAAAGAGUCCAUGGGUUAUGGGGCUCCUCCCACUACAAUGGGUGAGGCAACCGGACGUUGACUGGAUUGCGUCACGUGCUGCCAAGAGCCUAUUCAGUGUUGAGCAGCUUCCAUGGGCAUGUAACGCUCACUAGCUGUCCUUUCGUUGUGUGGCAUGCUUGCCAGUGAUGUGUGUUGGGGCACACUAUGGGUGUAGUUUAUAUUUAGAUUGUCCGUAACGCUCUUGUAGACUAAUGGUGUGAGAUGUCAUACUCCGUAUUGUAAUUGUUGGGCUGAGAAAAGCCCUUGGGAUCUUUUGCAGAGACUAAGUCCCAGCUGUAAAGACUUGAGACUUGGGGUAGUG
This is a messenger RNA of Closterium sp. NIES-67, 5100 nucleotides long. The record is from the annotation of a GenBank genome assembly. Lineage: Eukaryota; Viridiplantae; Streptophyta; Zygnematophyceae; Desmidiales; Closteriaceae.